This is a messenger RNA of Enterobius vermicularis (human pinworm), 2683 nucleotides long. NCBI's taxonomy places the organism in Eukaryota, Metazoa, Nematoda, Chromadorea, Rhabditida, Oxyuridae. The record is from the annotation of a GenBank genome assembly.
ACUUACAGUUACUUCCUCCAGAGGUGUUUGAAGCCUCGAUAAAGUUUCAAACUUUUAUCAUUGAGGAAAUGGGAGGAAAAGGAGAGCAAGGCGAGCAGAAACUACGAGCUACACAAGAUCAAUUGCGCAUUGCAAGAUUAACCCAGGAUGCAAAUUUUUUGGAGGAUGAUCGAGUUAACAUACAGAAGCUUAUCAAAAAAGUCGUGGAAACAACUCGAUGCACAGUUGCCCAAGCAGAAAUUGCACUUUUUGAUGCAGAUAACAAUGUCGAAGAAGCAGUGAAUGCUAUUUUGGAGGAUACUUACACAGAUGCAAAUGUUUGGAAGGAACAGAAAAGUCGGAAGUCGAAAAGGCAGGAUGCUGAAGAAAAGAAUGAUGAUUUUUCGUCAAAUCCGAGGAAUACACGUACACAUCCUAGCCGUGGUGUAAACAGGAGAGGCAGAGGUUCAGAACGAGGAAGAGGUGGCUAUAGAGGAAGUACCAGGGGCAGUCGUGGUGGUUAUGUCGCUCGGGGUGGGCACCAGACAUCUGUUGGUAGGACUAAUGGAGGGUUAAGUGGAUCAAAUAAUGUUUGGGACAACUCUCAGGCGAAAACAGCAUCAGCGAAGGAGUGGACAAAUGCUACUGUACAGUUGAUGGAUGAUACACCGGAGGAAACCGACUGGGAAUCAGCGGGGACGUUGGUAUUUUCUCGUAGAGAGGAUCUGCCACCACCGGUGGUUAUUCCAACUUCUGCGCCGUCAGGUGUAGCUUCGUUAUCAAAUUCCACUGUUUCGGCACCUAUCUCGUUUGCUGCAGUGGCAGCUGCAGGUGCUAUUAAGGCAAAAGAAAGUUCUAAUAAUUCUGGAAAUGCUCAAAUAAAAAUGUCUACUUCAACUGGAACUGCAGCACCGGUAACUUCAGGAGCUUCUUCGCCGCCGCAAGUGAAUGGCGUUAGUCAAUCUGCGAUGGAUUCAUAUAGCUCAAUUUAUCAAAAUAAUGAUGUUGUAUCGACUAGUGGGCAGUUAAUAGCUGCUCCGGCAAGUUCAACGAGCGAAUCAAAUCGGAAAGAGGAAAGUCGAGAGAACCUUCAAAGUACAGCAAGUGCAUCGCUUUCAUCUGCAAGGAAUUCAAGCAUACGAACGUCACAACCAAUUGCUUCAGUAUCUUCGGUAAGUGCAGGUGGAGGUUCUUCUACUGAUUGGACAACCCAACUGAAGAAUGAUCUCGGUAUUGGUUCAAAAGCAGUUCCAAAACCUACGGCGUCUUUGGCAAAACCGAUAGUCCAAACUAAACUUGCUCAAACGCCGCAGCAAAAGGCAGCUCAGUCUGGGAAUACGCAUCAAACGUCCUACUCAGUUGAAUUUGUCUCUGGUGAGCCAAAUGAUUCUUCUGCUCUUCCCGAGUACCAGUUUGGCUUUCAUGUUGAUACGAAUCCCAGUAACGAAGAAAAUAGUGAAGAGUCUUUUGUCUCGUCGAAAUCUCGGGCCAAAAAUGAGUCGGAUUUGAUGGCUGGGGAUUCUGCUUCUGUAGUGCUUACCAAUGGUGGUAGCAAUGAGCUUGCAUCUACCAUUUCUGCCCAACAACAAGCUAAGGUAGCGGGAAACAGUGGCGGCGUAGGGAUUACUUCAUCUUCAACUGCUGUUCAUGCAUCAUCAGGCCUACAAAGGCAGCCAGCGACUUCAGGCCUUUCUUUGGCUGAUACGUCUAGCAUGUCUUAUCCUUCUCCUGAAAGUCGCACUUCGGUUGCGAAACCACAACCUUCGCUGCAUCAACAGCAGGCACAACAUCCAUUGUUUACGACAACUCAGUUUUCAUAUAGCAGUUAUCCUUACAUGAAUAUGUAUAGUCCCGUAACAGGAGUGAGGCAAGAUGAGGCACCAUACGCUACUCUCGUCCAAUACCCAUUUGGUGAUUUUUUGCGCUUAUUAGGUUCAUUAUGGAAGCUUCUUUUAGCUAGUAUGGGACAGAUCGAUAUGAGCUCUCUUUCAACUAUGCUCCCUCCAAUAGCUCCUCAGCAGCAACCUAACCAACCGCCGCCACCGGUUCAGCAAAGCCAACACCAACAGAGACCGGACCAACAUGGCAAUUAUGUUGACUUGAAGGCCUUUAAAAAAUUUGAUUUUACUUUUCAUUUCCAAAUUAAGACUUCGAUUUUGUUUGGAAACUUUCAGGCAUAUGCAACGGCCGGAGUUACGAUCAGCUCAGCCGCAGGUGGCACUGGCUCUGGGUUGCUCAGUAAUCAACAACAGCAACAAAGGGCUGAUACUUCUGUAACAAGUUCUACAGUUGCACCCCCUCCUGGUUUUAGCGGUCCUCCAUCGAAUAUUCCAACUGCUGCUUUUACUCUCCCUCAGCCUAACCACCUCUCAUCAUUAUUCCAAGUGCCGCCAACAUAUCAUCCUCAGCUCAAUCAGCUUCCUUUUUCUUUUAUGCUACCUAGCGUCACAGGCAAUGGUCAACAUAAACUUGGGCACCAAAUUUUCGCGCAACAAACUGUUUAUGGUGGGACUCAUCAACAAAUUGAUAAAUAUGGAACAAGCGCAGGAAAUAAAGACCGCUUAGGCGGCGGGGCGCAGGCAACUCCUCCUCCCCAAAUGUAUCAGGCUCAAGCUCCUCAAGGUUAUCUUUCUCAACAGGUUCCACAUCACACACAUAAUAAAAAAACAUACACAGCACCACAACAUUGGGGUGCUUCCUGAGC